Leishmania major strain Friedlin is the source of this 1491-nucleotide messenger RNA. RefSeq lists its product as hypothetical. Lineage: Eukaryota; Euglenozoa; Kinetoplastea; Trypanosomatida; Trypanosomatidae. The coding region runs from base 1 to 1491 and encodes 496 amino acids. The transcript has a single exon. The record is from RefSeq and is a predicted model, not a curated record.
AUGGACCAAGUGGCCGUCGACCUGAGCGCCUUGAGGGAGCUUGUGCUUCAGCACCAGCAUCAGCAACGUCUGGCGAAUGACACCCAUGUGGGGGCGGACGCCGUGGCAGUGCCGUCCGCAGUGAGCACGAGCACCAGCGCUGCCACGGCGGCGACGACAGCUGACAAGCUGCGACAGUUGCAGCAGGAGCUCGGUGCGCUGACGGAGCAGCUGCAUGCAGAGAAGGGUGCGUCGGCUCAGCUGCUCUUGCAGCAGCGCUGCGACGCGGCCUCGAUGCAAGAGCUGCUUGAUCAGGCAGUACGCGCGGAUGAGAAAGUCGCAGACUUGACGUCCCAGCUGGUGGAGUGGAAGCGGCGGUGUCAGGCGGUCGAAGAGGCCCACGCGGGGUGCGCCGGUCAGUACGAGAGUGUGCGAGAGCAGGUGGAGUGCGUGCAACGACACGUGGCGGAGACGCAGGCGCAGCAUUCGGUGCUCACCGCAAGAGCCACAGAAGCCCAGCAACUCGUGUCGAAGCUGGCAGACGAGAAGGCUCAGCUGCAGGGCACAUUGCGCUCCCGCGACGCCGCCCUCCUGCGGCUCUCUGGGGUCGAGCUGGACCGAGAUGAGGCCCGCGCACGUGUGCAGGCCUUUGAGGCGCAGCACGCAGAGUGGGUGGCUGAGGUGUGCGCGUAUCAGCGCUACUUCGACUCCGCGCGUGACGAGUACGUACGCGGCCUGCACCACGUCGCCGCAGUGCGUCAGGAGCACGAGGCGCUGAGGGAGGCACUGACACAGAGCGAGGCGCGAUGUGUGCACUGGGAGAAGCUGUUUACAGACCUCCGCGUUGGUGCCUGCUCCGGGCUCGCGGCCACGCCAGCAGACGCAUCGACGGAGGAGGCAGCGGCAGACAUCUCCGGCGCGAGCAGCGCUGUCAUCGCCGUUGGUGUCGCAGAGGACGGCAGCCCCUCCAGCGGCAGCUGCUGCGACGCUAGUGCCUGUUUUGAUCACCCCACCUCCCCUUUGAACGCCGCCUUCGUGCCGCUUCUCGAGGCGAAGGUGGCGGAUCUUGCGCUGCGUCUCUGCGACGCCCAGACCCGCGCCGAUGCGGCGGAGCGUACCGCGGAGGACUUAUCUCGCUUGUCCCUGGCGGACUCUGCACUGCUGAUGCACCUCAAGUCCCUAGUUUGUGCUCUCCGUCCACAGGUCGAUGGCGUGGCGGAUCACAACGCACAGCUUCAGGCACGUCUGCUGGCCGCUGAGUCCUUCACCGACGCAUUGAUGCAGCACGUGGUGCGGCUCGGUGAGGCGUUUGCCGACGAAGCGAGUCAGCGAUGUUGGCUGACGACAGCGUCAUCCGCCAGCGCUACCGGAGGUGGCGGAGGUGUGGACGUGGUAAGCGGUGGCAGCGGUGGUCGUGGCAGCGAGACUACUCUUCCACCAGCGACGCCUCCCUCUGCCCUGACACAGAGUCGGCGGCACCGCCUGCGCACAAGAGUUCUGGGCCGGCGGUGA